Messenger RNA from Colletotrichum destructivum, 2076 nucleotides. RefSeq names its product Putative SET domain-containing protein. NCBI's taxonomy places the organism in Eukaryota, Fungi, Ascomycota, Sordariomycetes, Glomerellales, Glomerellaceae. The transcript has 3 exons. Bases 135 to 1151 code for a protein of 338 amino acids. Gene Ontology annotation, cellular component: nucleus. Gene Ontology annotation, molecular function: protein binding; histone methyltransferase activity; zinc ion binding. The record is from RefSeq and is a predicted model, not a curated record.
CGUUGCCUCUUUUGCCCAGCGGGGCACGAUUCGAACCGCCAUGAGCAGGUUGCGGCUGUUUACCAACAACGCGCACUUCCUCACCUCUGGGAUGUUUCCACGGACACUCAUCCCUCGCACGAAUAGCUGACAACAUGGAGGCGGCAACUGAACGCCACUUCUUCCACCACGGCGCCCGUGAGGCGACCGUUACAAAGUCAUCCGCCAGGGCUCUCGAAAAGGAACAGGAGAACUGCCAUUGGUGCCAGAUCCGAUCGUUUCCCACGCACAAGCAGUACCCCAUUACGAUCGUAAACGAAGUAGACGACGCCGUCAUUCCGCCAACGUUCCGGUUCCUGCAGCAAUCGAAGCUCGGGGCCGGCGUCCAAGCCGCUGAGGAUAGUUUCCGCACCGGCUGCGAGUGCGACGACGUCGAAGAGUGCCAGUACAGCGGCUGCCUCUGCCUGCAAGAGCAGGAAGACGCCUCGGACGACGAGGGUUACAAGAGGAACAAGGUUUACAUGUACCACAUGCACGGCGUAAAGGCCGGUCUUCUGCGCAGCAAGUUUCUGCACUCGAAGCGGCCCGUGUACGAAUGCCAUGAAGGCUGCGCGUGCGCCGAGAACUGCCCGAACCGCGUGGUCGAGAGAGGUCGCAAGGUGCCUCUGCAGAUUUUCCGGACGGAGAAGACGGGAUGGGGGGUGCGCUCGCUUGUGGACAUCAAGAAGGGCCAGUUUGUCGACAAGUACAUUGGGGAGAUCAUCACGCCGCAGGAGGCACAGCGGCGGCGCAACGCGUCCAGCAUUGCGGAGCGCAAGGACGUCUACCUCUUCGCGCUGGACAAGUUCACGGACAAGGACUCGCCGGACGUGCGGCUUCGCGGCCCGCCGCUCGAGGUGGACGGCGAGUUCAUGUCUGGGCCGACGCGGUUUAUCAACCACUCGUGCGAGCCGAACCUGCGCAUCUUUGCGCGCGUGGGGGAUCACGCCGACAAGCACAUCCACGACAUCGCCAUGUUCGCUCUGCGGGACAUACCGCGGGGCGAGCAGCUAACGUUCGACUACGUCGACGGCGUCAGCGAAGAGGAUGACGACGCCAAGGACAAGCGCAAGCAGGGCGACAUGGUGCGGUGUCUUUGCGGCGCCAAGAACUGCCGUAAAUUCCUAUGGUGAUCAAUCGGCCAUCGAUGGGUGCGACCCGAGGCGGCGGCAACCUGUUGUAAUCCAACCCAGGAGGCGGUACAUGCAGUCAGUUAGUGUUGCGGCGCCCAACGACCGAUCGACAACAAACCCGACCCGGCUGGACCGUCCGGGCCGCUGUCUAUGACGGACGAUUCCAACGUCAUCGGCCGCGACCGUUGAUCUGCCGUUUGGCGGGUAAGAGGUGCCGACGCAGAGAGACUGAAGACUGGGGCCCGGAUGGAUACAAACCAGGGGGUGUGCGGCGGGUAAGGAAUAGUGUAAGGAAAGACUGGACCGGGUGACCUGGGCCAGGUGGGUGCCGAAACGGCAUGACACGGAGGCUCCGUGGGAUUGAUGAAGGGCACGCGAGUUGGGUCUUCAGAAAUAGCCGGUGCGUCCGGGAUUCGUUUGGCAAGAGGAAUGUUAGAGAGAGAGAGAGAGAGAGAGAGAGAGAGAGAGAGAGAGAGAGAGAGAGAGAGAGAGAGAGAGAGAGAGAGAUCCGACAUCAAGAACGGCCAAAUCCGCAAGUUAAUCGCAGGCAGGGAGGGCAUUCUCAUUAUGUCAUGGGAAAAUAGUGACAAAACGUAAUCAAUGCGACUCAAGCACCACAGCAUGGAGAUUGGAGAGGUUGCGGAUGCGGUGUUGGGAAAGAGGCGUAUGGAUCGUGUUAGUCAAGUAAAGCGACCUUGGGCCCAAAGCGGCGCGGUCAAGGGAACCGAAAGCCGGCAGCGGCAUCUCGGUUGGGUUCGUCAAGCGUGAUACGAGACAUGCCGGGCCUGACUCCGCUUAUUGGGGCUUUGCUGUUGCAAUUGUCGUGGGUGACAUCCUGUUGCCAUGAAGUAAGUUCUCGUAAUGUGAAUGAUGAGGCACUGCUACCCAUCACGGGUUGAGUGUCUUCCGGGCUUGUCCGGUCAUC